This is a messenger RNA of Strongylocentrotus purpuratus (purple sea urchin), 2152 nucleotides long. RefSeq lists its product as uncharacterized. The record is from RefSeq and is a predicted model, not a curated record. The transcript is spliced from 6 exons. NCBI's taxonomy places the organism in Eukaryota, Metazoa, Echinodermata, Echinoidea, Camarodonta, Strongylocentrotidae. The coding region runs from base 461 to 2116 and encodes 551 amino acids.
GCGCGAGCUCUAUACUAGCGGGAAUUUUGAGUAACCACGGCCACACCACCGGCAUACAGUACAUACGUACAAUACGGAUAUGCCUACACUGUCACUGCACGUACAUGUACAUGAAGACAAAAACCUGGCUGAAUUGAAGUAAACAAGAGAGUCUGAGUUGAGCUUCAACUUAAACUUAAGGUUAACACGUGAACUGAGGCUGGGGAGCUUGGACUUAGAGUAGCUAGCAGUAUAGUUCAGAAGAUCUAGACCUACCGUUUGGACUACAUCAUACAUCAUCAUUCGAUACGGAGCCUGUCGAGACUCGUACUACCGUAAUCAAUUGCCGGUUUGUUUAUUUACACGUAGGCAUAGCAUUAGCACGCCACUUGCACCGGUAAUGACUGUGCUAGCUUUGUGGUAGUAAACUAAAAGCAACAACAGACACUUGACCAUAUAAACAGACAGAGCAGAAGAUAACAUGCCUAAACGCAAUCAAGGAGUGAAGGAUAUCACAGCAUAUUUCCGUAGGUAUCGUGUAACAGAGAGAAGAGAACAGGAGAGACAGGCAGAUGAUGGCAGUGGCGAAGAUGAGGUCCAGGAUCCGGUCCACGAGGAGGACACCAUGGAAGAUUUCCUGGAGCUAGAAGAAGAUAUAGCAGUUGAGAACGGAGCUCCGUAUGCCAGGGCCAGAUCUGUCCCUUUAAGGGAGCGCAUCAUGAUACUAAAAAAAGGGGGUAAAGAGAUCAAAGUUAAGGGUAAGUUCCUGAUGGAUGGACCUUGGUGGGAUGCUUCCUUCAGAGCUGUUGAGGAAGGGGGCAUCUACAUCUGCCAGGGAACCCCCACUUACACUCUCCGAUACAAGCAGGGGCAGAAAGGGAAGAGUCUCCUCCAGCUGCUUCUCUCCUAUGUGUUCAACUUUCCAAGACCAGGGAGCGCAGACGACCAGAUGAAGCGAGCCUUCUGGGACUACUUCGAGAAGUGGCAUCGUAUCAAGGGGCAUACAGACUUCACCUUUUGUCAGUUCUUCAAGGCGUUGGAAGAUGCUCUCAAGAAGGAGACAAAACCCGAAGACACAGUGGCGAUACCGAUGAUGCAGGUUGCUAAGGUAAUCAUGCAGCGGUUUGAUCCAUCUAACAGAUGCUUCAGACAUGUACCAAGCCAUGGAGAUGAAGAGGAAAAGAAGCCAAAAUUUGAUCUGAGGUACGUCUACAGAUGUUUCAAGUGUCCGCUACUCUUCAAAGGGCUCCCUCUGUUGAUGGAGAGAGAAGCAUUCUCUAUCCUGUCUACAGAGAAAUUGAGAAACCUGGAACGGCUGGAGUCUGUGCUGGAAGAUUCCCCAGAAGACCUGGGAUUUUAUACGUCCAUGAGAGAGCACAACUGGGGUACCAUCGAGGUUUCAUUCCAAGGCUUUGUGAAUGCUGGUAUGAUACCGCCCGACAUCUUCAAAUGUACGACCAACCAAGCUUCUGCUCCACACCCCUCGUCCAAGUCCUCGGGCAAGCAGAACUCUACUCUUGACCGACCCUCCACAUCCACUGCCAACCAAGACACCGUCGGACCUUCAACAUCCAAACCAAAAACGAAGCAAAACAAAAAACUAAAAAAACUCUCAGUCGAGAUGGCAAAGGUGGUGAAACUCUACGACAUCGUAAAGUCUAGGUGUAAGGAAGGCAAACACACGUUCUUGUUCAAGCGUCAAAUGGAGACGGCUUGGCGCAGAGAUGCCUGCGAGAAUGUUCCUUUUGGCCACAUCAGGGAGGAACCCUUUGUGGAACUUCAGGAGAGGGAAGUGGUGAAGAUAGAAGAAAAAACUUCCCAAUUGGACGUAAAGUUCCACUGGAGCAAGUAUCGCCGAUACGAGAAGAGUAUCGCACGAUCAAUGGAAAGACUGCUCGCCAAACAUGAGGCAAAGCCAUGGACCCUGCCUGUUGAAGAUUUCUUGGAGUUCAACUUUGACUCCUACCAACAGGAGGCAGCACUCCAUGUUUGUAAGAACGCCUUGACGGUUAUCCUAGGAAGGGGUGGGUGUGGCAAGACUCACGUUGUAGCCUCAAUCAUCAGAAAGUACCUAGACCAUCUUGAGGAGAAUAGGAGGCUUACAAAAAUAAAAGGUUUGAUGAUUUCUUUUAUUUGAAUCAAUUUUGAUUUCUAUUUCAUUUAUUACUUAUUG